UGACGGUCGAUGACUAAUGGUGAAACGAAGCGUAAAGUCAAUGACAAAUAAGAAAGAAAAAUAAUUUGAAUAACAAACUUAAAAGAUUUAUUUAAUUCGAGUGAUCGGAGAAAAAACUCUUGCAUCGCAAGAAUGGACAAAAUACUUCGAUGCGGAUCCUCAAUGACACAUGGAGACGGUCGGAUCAAUAUAACGCAGGCGGUCUUUGACCCGAUCAGCCUGGAUUUGAUCAACGGUCAGAAAUCUGAAUUGGCGCGCGCGCAAUUUCAUCGUGCAGAACUACUUGUUCUUGCUUCAAACCUCCAAUUGCUUGACAGCUAAACCAAGCAGGUGGGUUUUGGCGGCAGAAAAUCAGAAGCCAGAUUCCAUCCUCAGUUUCUCUCCGCAUUUCGUUCCCCCUUUGCAGCGUGAAAUAUCACUGGAAACAAGAAAGAGAGCGAAGGCAACACUGAGAAAAAGGGAAGAUCAAGAAAAAUCGGCGGCCCUUCCAUUCUGAGUCAGCCGUUUAUUUGGUCGCCGAGAAAAUGGACGACGAGGAAAUGGUGAUGUUCCAAUCAGAUUGGUGCUCUCCCAGGCGACUCCACGACAGCCCCACUGAAUACCACUUUCCCGCUGAUCGUUACAUCCCCAACAGAAGCUUGAUGAAUCUUGAUCAAGUCCGUAGCUCCUUCACAAACGGAACCAGACCACUCUACAAUCCCAAGUUCAGUGAUCUUUACAGGAGGAGGUUAUCAGAUAGCCUAACUCUGGACUCAGAAGGGAAACCCUUGAGGAUGUUGGUUUUCAGAGGAAGCCCCAAAUCCAGCCGUAAACCUCUUCGUUUCAUCGACCAGAUGCGACAGGAAGACGCAGCGGUACUCUCUCGUGUUCACCAAACCCAUCAACCUCGCCGUUUGCCCAAGAAAGAAACGAGGAUCCUGGACGCUCCAAGCAUCAGGAAUGAUUACUACGGGAGCAUAAUCGACUGGGGCAAGAACAAUGUGCUCGCCAUUGUUCUAGGGAGAGAAUUGUAUCUCUGGAACUCCCUGAACCAAUCAGUAACCAAGUUGUUGGACGUUGAGCAGAUUAGCAUCAACGAUGACCACGACCGCCCCAUCAGCGUAGCUUGGUCGCAGGAUUCGAGAAGCUUGGCGGUUGGUUACAUGUUCUCCAAGCUGCAGCUCUGGGAUGUCGAGACUUCCAAAUGCAUUCGAAGCCUGCAAGGGCAUACAUCGAGGAUUUCAACGAUUGCCUGGAACGGUCAUACUGUAACAUCAGGAAGUCGAGACAGGUCCAUCACGAACCAUGAUGUGAGGGCAGGCAGCAGCCCGAUUUCGUGCAUAGUAAGGCACACAGAUGAGGUUUGCGGGGUGAAAUGGUCGGGAGGAGGCAACUUGCUUGCGAGUGGUGGGAACGAGAACUCGGUCUACAUUUGGGAAGCUUCAAAGAUGAGCUCGUCCAAAUUUCUGCACCGCUUCACCGAACAUACAGCUGCUGUCAAAGCUCUCGCAUGGUCUCCUUACCAAUUCGGGGUACUUGCCUCAGGAGGAGGAACAAAUGAUAGGUGUAUCAAGCUUUGGAAUACUCAGAAUGGAACCCGCUUGGCAAGUGUUGACACUCAAGCCCAGAUAUGUGGACUGGAAUGGAACAGACAUCAUAAGGAGAUCCUAGGUGGGCAUGGAUAUGGCACCGGGGCGCUCAGAAAUCACCUGUCCUUAUGGAAGUACCCCUCCAUGGAAAGAGUUGGGGAGCUUAGAAAUCAUAACUCAAGAAUAAUCAGUCUCUCUCAGAGUGCUGAUGGAUUAACUGUGGUUUCAGCUGGCGCGGAUGAAACUCUUAGGUUCUGGGAGAUCUUUGGGCCACCAUGUAAGGAGAAGCUUUCAGAUCUUGACAGCCUUCUAUCUCUCAAAACAUCUCCGAUGAGAUAGAUAGACAGCUUUUUGAACUGAACCCAGUAUUGGUUACAAAGGUCACCUGUUUGCCUAUUCCAUUGUAAAUUACUGCCUAUCAAUAGAAGGUUAUAACUGUGAAUAGACGUCAGAAAGUGAA
Molecule: messenger RNA, 2028 nt
Organism: Linum trigynum
Lineage: Eukaryota; Viridiplantae; Streptophyta; Magnoliopsida; Malpighiales; Linaceae
Source: the annotation of a GenBank genome assembly